CUCUUGGAAGCUCAUAGGAAGACCUUUGACACAACAUACUCAGACUUCACGCAAUUCAGGCCUCCAGUCAGAGAAAACUCCAACAAGAAGAAUUACAAGAUCCUCAUCUGUUCAAACACAGAGUUUUUCCUCAGACUCAGAUCCCUUUAGUUCAUCUCCAGAACCCUCAGAGCAUUGCUUUUUUUUCAAGCUCCUUAUUCGGUGACUACAACAGUGCUAGUUCCCCUGGGAGUGCCAAUGACCUGACAAUGCUCCCACACCUUGCAGAUCUGGUCAGCUACAGCAUACAGAAAGUCAUUGGGUUUGCCAAGAUGAUACCUGGAUUCCGUGACCUCACUGCAGAGGACCAGAUUGCCUUGUUAAAAUCAUCCGUUAUCGAAGUUAUAAUGCUGCGAUCUAACCAGUCAUUCUCCCUGGAUGAUAUGUCCUGGACAUGUGGCAGUGAAGACUUUAAGUACAAAGUUGAUGAUGUGACACAAGCUGGUCAUAACAUGGAGCUCCUGGAGCCUCUGGUAAAAUUCCAGGUGGGGCUGAAGAAACUGAACCUACAUGAAGAAGAACAUGUCCUCUUGAUGGCCAUUUGUAUUCUUUCACCAGACCGCCUGGGUGUGCAGGAUAAAGCACUGGUUGAAGCCAUUCAAGAUCGCCUCUCUUCUAUCCUUCAAACAUACAUCCUCUGCAAGCAUCCUCCUCCAGGAAGUCGACUCUUGUACCCUAAGAUGAUCCAGAAACUGGCUGACCUUCGCAGCCUAAAUGAAGAGCAUUCCAAACAGUAUCGCUUCAUCUCUUUCAAGCCAGAGCAUAGCACGAUGCUGACUCCACUAGUGCUUGAGGUCUUUGGCAAUGAAAUCUCUUGA
Molecule: messenger RNA, 857 nt
Organism: Staurois parvus
Lineage: Eukaryota; Metazoa; Chordata; Amphibia; Anura; Ranidae
Source: the annotation of a GenBank genome assembly